AUGAAGAAGAUUUUUGUUUUGCGGAGAAGGAGGGACUUGUCCACCACUUCAGGGAAACAGAUAGUGGGAAAUAACAGCAGUAAUAAUGCCACCUCGCGGCAGGCGUACCAGAUCCUGGACAAGGACCUGGGAAUGAUCCACAAAGCUGCUGUAACGGGCAAUGUAACAAAAGUGAAGCAGAGUCUAUUGCUCCGGAUAAAUGGCGUGAAUGACAGAGAUAAGAAGAACAGGACUGCUCUACAUUUGGCCUGUGCCAAUGGCCAUGCAGCAGUGGUCACUCUCCUAGCAAAGAAAAAAUGCAUGUUGAACCUUGGUGACAAUGAAAACAGCACAGCUCUGAUGAAGGCUGUACAAUCUCAGCACGAGGAAUGUGCAACUAUUCUGCUAGACCGUGGUGCCGACCCAAAUAUAAUGGACAUCGAUGGGAACACGGCUCUCCACUACGCUGUCCUUGGUCAGAAUACAGCUAUAGUUGCAAAGCUGCUUUCACACAAGGCAAAUAUUGGAGCAAGAAACAGGAAGAACCGCACAGCACUUUCACUUGCUGUAGGUGAAAACAGAAAGCAAAUAGAGGAAUAUUUGGAAAAGGAAGGUACAGAGGUCAAGCUGCUGGAAAGUAUUCCCUGCAAAUCUACCGCUAAUGAUUCAGAGACAUCACUAGAUGACGAAGACUCCGAUUUUUGUAUCAAGGGUAACAGGAAACGCAGCUUGAGAAAUCUACUGGCUGGUUUUCCACAAUUCCAGAAACCAGUUGAAGUGAAGCCAAGCUUGGCAAUGCUACUAGCUGGUUUUCCAGCUGUCCCGAAAAGAGAAGAAGCAACAAAGCCAGAAAUUAAAAAAAAAGGAAAUGGUAUUGAUAUUAUUGAAAGUGCUUCACAAAACCAAACAAAUAAUGACAAUUUGACUUAUAUUGAUGGAGAACACAAAAGUAGAACACCAGUAUUAAGAUUAGGAAAAGAUGAAGAUACAGAAUCACCAUGGGAUUCGGAGGUUGUAGAAGAGCAAAGUGACACUCAGAAGCAACUUUCUCAGGAACAGAAUGCCAGCAUAUCACAAGGUGGAAUUUCGACCAGUCACCUUUGCAAACAAAAUGAAAUACAAAUAGCUCAUGAGAAAAUAAAUUCUGAGGUUUCUGGUAGUUCCAAAAAAGGAAAAAAAUGGUUGCGUGAAAACCACAUGUUGGCAGCUAAAGUUGCCAAACUAACACUGGAAAUAGACACAGUAAAAAAUCAGAACCAGGAAAUGGAAAAAAAAUAUCUUGAGGACAUUGCAAUUAUCAAAGAAAGUAAUGACUUUCUUCAAAAGACAAUAGAACUGAAUGAGGCAACAUUUACAAGAACAAUAUCCGAAUACAGUGGGCAGCUUAACGUUCUGACAGCUGAGAAUAGACUACUGAAGUCUAAACUGGAUACUGAAAAACAAAACAAAGAAAGACUGGAAACAGAAGUUGAAUCAUACAGGUUUAGACUGGCUACAGCUGGUCACGAUCUUGAACAAAGUGAGACAAUGAAAAGAGACCUGCUACUUGAUUUCCAGAGAGCAAAAAAUGAAUGGCUUCAUUUACAGGACAAAAUGAAUUGUGAUAUAUCUGACCUGAAAAAUAGAAAUGAGAUUCUUUCUCAACAACUUUCUAAAGCUGAAAGUAAAUUCAAUAGCCUAGAAAUUGAGCUUCAUGAGGCCAGAGAUGCUCUCAGAGAAAAGAUACUGGUUUUAGAAGAUGUACAAAGAGACCUAAGCCUGACACAGUGUCAAAAGAAGCAAGCUGAACACAUGUAUCAAAAGGAACAAAGUAAAGUGAAUAAAUACAUUGAAAAGCAGGGCUCCUUAGAGGAGAGGCUGUCACAACUACAAAGUGAAAUUGUGUUACUUCGACAGCAGCUGGAUGAUGCUAACAACAAAGCUGACAAUAAAGAAAAGGCAGCCAUUGAUAUGAAAGAUCAUUUACAGGAUAUCAUAGAAAUGUUUCAUGUCAAAAGUGAAAGUCAAGCUCAUUUGCUGAAUGAAAGAAAUAAGGAAUUAAUCAAGGAGUGUAAUAAUUUAAGAGAAAGAAUGCAUCAGUGUGAAAAUGAUAAAGCAGAAAGAGAUGUUGCUCUGAGAAACCUUCUACAAGAAGUGGCUAAUUCCCUAAAAAAACAGUCUAUGUCAGAAUCUUCACUGCAGUUUACAUCACAUUCUCAUAUGAAUGUAGAAGAUGAGACACAGGAAAUAAAGAGGAAAUUAGGUCAAAUCCAAAAUCAACUGCAAGAAGCACAGGAUCAAUAUGCAGCGAUCGUAAAAUAUGCUGAGGAGACACAAGAUAAAAUGCAAAAGCUUGAAAUUGAAAAUACCAAGUUAAAAGUUACAGUCCAAAUGCAAGGACAAAAAAUUGAACAGUUUCAGAAAAACCUGUUAGGUACAAAUUUGUCUCAGGAUGAAAAGGAACAGUUAAAGAAAUAUAUUGAGUUAAAAGGCUCUCUGGAAUAUAGCUUGGAUGAAGAAAAAGAGAAAAAUGGUGAAUCAGAAAAAGAGACGCCUGGAUUUCAGAAAUUGCUAAAAAAUACAAAAAAGAAGCUAAAUGAAUAUGAAAAUGGAGAGUUUAGUUGCCCUGGAGAUUUAAAACGGAUUCAAACUGAAAUGGACACUCAGAUUAAUGUAUUAAAAUAUAAGAAUGAUGCUCUUAAAGCAAAACUGGAAACAGUAUCUUCAAAAUGCCUAAAUCUGGAUGAAAAAAAUAAAUUUCUUCAACAGGAGUUAUUAUCUAUGAAAGCCAUGCAAAAAAAAUAUGAAAAACUAAAGGAUAAGAAAAAGGAUUUGAAACAAGAAAUAGUAAACCUCAAAAGUCACAUGGUAACGAAUACGGUAGGAUUCUGUGAACUAGAAUAGUAUAAAAGGGAAUGA
Messenger RNA from Pteronotus mesoamericanus, 2877 nucleotides. Its product is annotated as ankyrin repeat domain-containing protein 26-like. Gene Ontology annotation, molecular function: protein binding. The transcript has 17 exons. NCBI's taxonomy places the organism in Eukaryota, Metazoa, Chordata, Mammalia, Chiroptera, Mormoopidae. The record is from RefSeq and is a predicted model, not a curated record.